Parnassius mnemosyne (clouded apollo) is the source of this 753-nucleotide messenger RNA. NCBI's taxonomy places the organism in Eukaryota, Metazoa, Arthropoda, Insecta, Lepidoptera, Papilionidae. The record is from the annotation of a GenBank genome assembly.
AUGACAUUGCGUAGGUUCGUUUCACGACGCGGCCGGCCAGCGGAGGUAUUUUGCGAUAAUGGUCGAAAUUUCACGGCAGCAUCAAAGGAAAUCGCCUCCUUUCUAAGCAAUCAUACUGGCACUAUCUCUGAUUUUGCAACUCAAGAAGGUUUCAAAUUUGUUUUCAUACCAUCUUACGCUCCUCACUUCGGCGGUAUUUGGGAAGCAGGUGUAAAAUCAGCCAAAUUUCACAUUAAGCGCGUUAUGGGCAAUUCUCAUUUAACUUUCGAAGAGCUUUCAACGUUAUUUGCGCAAGUUGAGGCUAUACUUAACAGUCGUCCCCUUUGUCCAUUAUCCUCGUCCCCGAACGAUUACCUUUGCCUUUCCCCAGGGCACUUUCUCAUAGGAAGACAGCUAACUGCUUUACCAUCUCCAAAUCUUCUCAAUGCAAAGGAAAAUGCUCUACAAAGACACGCAAGAUUAGAACAAAUUCGACAGCAUUUUUGGCAGAAAUGGCAAAACGAAUAUAUAUCGGAAUUGCAGCUAAGAACAAAGUGGAAAACGACUAAAGACAAACUAAAGGUUGGAGACCUAGUUAUUAUCAAAGAAGAUUCGCUUCCACCUUUAUGCUGGCGUCUGGGACGUGUAGCAAGACUUUUUCCGGGUUCAGAUGGCAUUUCGAGAGUAGCAGACAUCAGUACAACAAGAGGAUGCAUUCGCCGACCUUUCGUGCGCCUAUGUCCCCUUCCAAACCAAGAAGACCUUCAAGAUUGA